Molecule: messenger RNA, 6740 nt
Organism: Mytilus trossulus (common blue mussel)
Lineage: Eukaryota; Metazoa; Mollusca; Bivalvia; Mytilida; Mytilidae
Product: sacsin-like
Exons: 2
Coding region: 1-5685 (1894 amino acids)
Molecular function (GO): Hsp70 protein binding
Source: RefSeq, a predicted model, not a curated record
AUGAAAAUUUUUGACAAAAUACCAUUAAUACCACAACUUUCCGCUGACGAAACAAGAAUAGAACAUUUUUACGCCCUGAAAGGUGAAUAUAUUCUGAAAGAGUAUAAAGGCAAAGGGUUUAGUAGGUCUAAACCACUACCAGUUGCAAUUAUAGAAAUGCUUGAAGCUGAAAAUAUUGAAAUUCUAAGCCCAAAUUCAAUCAUCGAUGAUGCUGAUAUUAUCGGAAGUUAUGUCAAAUAUCCCACAGAAGGGUGUAUAUUAGAACUUUGUGAACAACGUCCGGGUCUGAAGAAGAAAUAUGUUACUUAUAUUGGAGUCACCGGAAGUAUGUAUCAACCUAUGGAUACUACCGCCAUUCCGUUUGGACAGCGAGAGGCACUUGUAACUCGACUCAAAGGUAUAUUACAAAAUUAUCCAGAAAAGCACUCAGUCUUGAAAGAAAUUCUGCAAAAUGCUGAUGACGCAGGUGCCUCAGAGGUACAUUUUUUGUACGAUAUGCGUCAACAUCAAACUGAAACAAUAUUUAGUGAUAAUUGGAAAGUCCUUCAGGGACCUUCUUUGUGCGUUUUCAAUGAUGCAUGUUUUACCGAGAAUGAUAUGGAAGGAAUACACAAUCUUGGUGUUGGAAGUAAAACCGGGGAUCCAAUGAAGACAGGGCAAUUUGGAAUUGGCUUCAACGCAGUUUAUCACAUUACAGAUGCCCCAGCCUUUAUGUCUAAAGGUGACAGUGCUGCUUUAGGUGGGAUGUAUUGUGUUCUUGAUCCACAUUGUCGAUAUACACCUACUGCAAGAUUUGAUAAUCCAGGUAUGUUAAUGAAACUACAGAAACUCAUAGAAAUAUACCCUGAUGUGUUUAAUACUUUCCUAACUACCACAAAGCUUACACGUGAGCAUGGUACUUGGUUUCGUUUGCCCUUGAGAAAUGCGGAAAUGGCUAGAAGCUCUGAAAUCAGAAAAAUACCCUUUACACAGACUGACAUGGAAAGACUAUUUGUAGAAAUGAGCUGUGACAUUGAAGAAAAUUUGCUCUUUCUACUUAACAUUAAAAAAAUAACUUUAUCGCGUGUAAAUCAGCAAGGAACACAUUUCAUUUUGAACAGAGUAGAACUUUCACAUCCCCUAGAUACACAAAGGAUUCACCUUAAUUUUAAGAAACGUUUUAAAGAAUAUAAUGAUAUGAUUAAGCAAUCUUCCAUUGACCUAAACUCGAUUUACAUCGAGGAGUUUCGAUAUUUUCACAAAAUAAAAAAAAUACAAGAUAAAGAAUCAAUAUGGUUGGCUGUCCAAACAUUAGGUUUUAGCGAACCAAAAAAGAUAGACCCUCGAUUGAAAUCAAGUCUUCAAAAGAAAGAAAUUACUAUUAUACCACGAGGUGGUGUCGCUAUUCGGAUAUGGCCAACAGCAGGCCAUAACGAACUUAAAUCAAAAGCAUUUUGUUUACUACCAUUGGAUAUAGAAACUGGACUAACUGGUCACGUGAAUGGACAUUUUUGUGUUGAUAUGUCAAGAAAUAAGCUGUGGGGUUCUGAUGUAGACUUUGAUAGCAAUGUUCGUGGUAUUUGGAACUUAGAUCUAAUUCGUUUUAACAUAGCUUACGCUUACGCAAGUUGUAUGGAGUACAUGAAAGAAACGUUCUCUCUCAACAUAGAGUCUCAGUAUAAUAUUGGACACUACUUAAAAUACAUUCCAGUUUUCAAUGAGGCAAAACGUUUUUUUUGGAGAGAACUAAUCUACUACCUUUUUCUUCAAUGCAAAACACGAAGACUGGAAAUAUUUCCGAUCUGCCCAUCUAGAUCAUAUGCUAAAUCCUAUUUGUAUGAAGACUUGCAAACAACGAAGUGGGCAAGUCGGCAAAUUAAAGGAGAAAUGCCUGUAUUAAUUGACGAUCUCUCUGACCAAAUAAACUACGAGGACGCUUGUAGUUUUCGAACAACUUGUGUUGAAUUAGGGAUGAAGUUGAGUUGCUCACCAAGGUUGGUGAAAGAUACUUUGAUAAAUGUAUGUACUUUUCAUCAUGCAAAAUAUACCAAUCAGUCUGUUUCUUACCAUAUUUCAACUACACCAACUUGCAUAUGCAUUGAGAGUAUAUCACCGAUUGCCACAUUAGAUUUUUUCAAAUCAUAUAAGCUAAACGUACCAGGAAGAUUUGAAAAAGACAGGUUCAAUACUUUAAAACUAGUUGACCAGAUUAAACAAGUAUUGAAAUAUUGCUCAAGAGAAAAUAAAUGGGACAUAUUUUGUGGUGCGCCUUUGCUGUUAAAUCAGUUGAGUGAUAUUUUAGAAAUUAAAGACAGAAAUGAUCUUAUAUUGACGGAAUUUUGUGAUUUACUUCCGGAGUCUCCAGAAAAAUUCGUACACAAAUCACUUUUAGACAGUUUCAAUAUAUACAGAGACCAUUUUCUUGUUUUGAGUAUAGUCAAAUUUGCAGAACUUUUACCAAAAUCAUUAGAAAUAAGUCAAUAUAAACUUAAUAGACCGCGUCGUCUGGUAGAAAGUGAUUAUCGUCAGUGGUUCAAUGAUUUUUGGACAUAUAUCGAUUCUGAACGUUUGCCUCUUACGGAUCUAGCUCAGUGGUGUUUAUUGCCGGUAACUGUAAUGUCUACGGAGUGGCUCUUCCCCGUUAACAUGUGUCACUUGACAAUUGACAUCAACUCUUUCAUGGUCAACACGAAACUGUAUUCAGUUUUAUCGGCAAUGUCUCUACCUACAUCAUAUAUCAAGUCUAGAGUGUUGUUUGAUCUGCAAGCAAAAUACCAUGAUAUAGAUACAACACUGACAUGUCUCCAUUACUGGCGAAAACGAAUUAAUCCCGAAUCGGAAUUAACGAGCGAACACUGCAUGGUUGUUCUUAUGUACCUCAUUAAAGACAUCUGUAUCGACAACCGAGAAAAAAUUCAGAAAUUAAAAGAUUUGCCUUUGUUUCCAACAUUAGAUAGGGGCAAUAUAUCUGUGACAGGAAAGAGACUUUUAAUAUUUGAUAAUACAAUCAAAGUACCGACAAAUGGAUUGAUAGGUUUGUUUGAUAAUUUAAACAUACUAGUGCUGCAAGAUUUUACAGGUCUUCAUGUUUCAGUUUUAUAUAAACUACUCCAAUGUGAGAUCAUAAAUGCUGGAACUUUGUACGGUAAUUUCAUUCUUAAACAUUUCAAUUACAUAUCAGAGGAGAGGGAUAGAAUUGUUCACUUGGAAUUUAUCAGGGAUAACCUUCUGCAUGACCAACAUUUACGUCCUCUUUUACCCUCAUCAAGCAUGAUUUACAAUGGAAAUAGUUUUCGAAAGGUCAGUGAUUUUUUUGACGGAACAAAUGAUAUAUUUUUAACCAUGUGUACAACAUCUGAAUUUCUACCUCGUCCAUCUAACAACAUAAUCUGGAGAAAUUUCAUGGUCGCUGCUGGUAUGAAAAUUCAGAUGUCUGAGGAUAUCAUUCUCCAAUUUGCGAAAAGAAUUGCAGAUUCAGUGUUACAAAACGAGACAUACUCUCGAAGUGAGGUGAUUGUGAAAGAAUUCCUAAAUUAUGUACAUACUUGUUCAAUGCAUGUUGAUUUUUUAUCUGAAUUGUCCGAAAUAAAAUUUAUAGCAGUAGGGGAAAAUGAAGACCGUUACGAAAAAAUUCAUCCGUCGUACAAAACCAGCCUUAGACUAGUUUCAUACAAAACUGCUAUUUCCAAUCAUUGUCUGAAUAUAGGAUGGACUUCAGCCGACAUCCUACCAAGUUAUGCCAUGCCAUAUAAUAGCAAAAUUGAAAAACAAUUGAAUAUUAGGAUACCUGAUUUUCAAACUGUAGUAAAACAUGCUACAAAUAUAUGCUUGAAGCUAGUUAAGACUUGUGGAGAACAUUAUCAGGAUUUUAUUAGAGACGUUUUGAGCGCUCUAUACGAUUAUUUCUACAAGCAUCUGGAUGAAAUCGAUAAUCUUCACUUCAUUCCUCUUGUGCAUGUUAGAAAAUACAAGACAUUUGUUAGAGCUAACCAGUUAAUCGUAAAUUUGGUAGAAAAUGAUGAGAUUGCUCCUUAUUUGGUUAAAUUGCCAAUUGAAUAUGGAACUUACCAUGAACUAUUUACAAAACUUGGUAUGCGAACUGAUCCAAGUAUAAAUUCGUACUGUAAAGUAUUAGAACAAAUUUACCGUCAUACCGGAGAGAGACAUCUAAGCACUAAAGAAAUUGACCAUACGAAAAAAGCAAUACAGGGACUAAUGAAGUCAUUACAAAAUCUAGAAAGUUCUUUAGCUGACAUUGAAGUUAACGUUUUGUACUUGUUGUCAGAAAAAAAUGUUUUAAUGCAAUCAAAUAAUUUAUAUUAUGACAGCUUAGAAAUUCCUCGAGAAAAUUUGAAAGGAAACGCUUACUUAUGUUUUAUGGCAAAACUAGAUUGUCUCGGCUUAAACGUAGCCGAGUUACCGGAUUUGUUCUCGAUGUUGCCAGAAAAACACCGCCCAAUAUCAAUAAAGUCAAUCCUUACUGAAAAAUUAACAUCGUUUUCUACAAAAGAGAGUCAAACUGUCUUAGAUCUUCAGGAAUGUCUCACAAGUGACACUUUUAUCACAGCUGUUUUUAGAUUUGUUAAACAUGACCAGCAGUUGUUUAAAAAAGAAUUCAGUACAAAUACAAUGAAAACAGUCUUUGCAAGGCUAAGACGUAUACGCCUAAUAUCAGUAUCAGAGUUGAAAAUAUCAUUGGUAGAUGGAAAUGGGCUAGAGUGCUCGACCACAGAAAAAGUGUGCUUCUACUUGGAACCCGAUGAUUUGAUGUAUAUUGAUGACAGAACCUUAAGUACAAAUGAUUGGUUACAAUCUUAUGAUGUUCAACUUGAGGAAGUGAUUCGUACUAUUUGCAAUUAUAAGGUUUUGCGUGGAAGUUUACUAAAAAUUCUUUAUAAUAUGCAUGCUCAAUUACAUAUGAUUCAAGACAGAUUGACAAAAAUCGGAAUGCCUUUUAUUGAAGAUGCAGUUAUAAAUGAAGCAUGGCUACCUAGGUCAGGUUCCUUUGUCCCAGUAGACCUGUAUUCAUGUAUUCGUAAGGCAUUACAUCCCAUUAAAGUCAAAGAAUAUGCAGUGAUGGAAUAUCCAACAAACAAUUUCGACGUGGAGGAAGAUGUUCAAUAUAUAUAUGUAAUUAUUAAAGGUAUUACAAAUAAAUCUGGAAUAUUGUUUUACAGUGUUUAUGCCGGUGAUAAGUUGAAUGAAUUAGAAUCCAUUCAUCAGGACAAAAUUCUUGAAAUUCAUACAGGAUGUUCUGAGAAUGAAACCAAUCAGGAUAGUAAAAAGUCGUCUUCAUCAUCGUUAUCUUCGUAUCGUUCGAGUUACCAAAGCACUUCCAAUUCUGCAAGAAGUUUUCAUCGAAGCGGAAAUUCAAAUCCUCAAAUCCAAUUGGGACGUAAGUUGCUCGAUCAAGCAAUAUAUGAUUACCAGACAGGUAUAGUUACCUUCGAUGGGAUUGAGAGCGACCCCUUCAAGGGUUAUAACUGGGUUUGCAUUCAGUGUCAACAGGCUGCAGAAAAGGCAAUUAAAGGUGCAAGAUAUGCCACAAAUGCUGACAUGUUUGUGCUUUCACACAGUCUGAUUGCUAAUCUACCCGAGGGUGAUAGUAAACUGAGAGAUUUAGCCCUACAAUUAGACAACAUCUGUGGCAACAUUAAUCGUAUGAGAUAUCCCGACUGCCAAGGCAUUCCAGCAGAAAAAUAUUGAAGAGCACUAGCUAAAACAGCUCUGCAAAUAUCAGAGGAAAUUGUUAAUUAUGUGUCAGAGAAAUAUUUUCCGGAAUAGAAUUUCCAUGGUUUGAAACUUAAACUACGAAUGAACAGUAUUAUAUGUGUUUGUAAUUUCUAUUAAAAAAUCAUAUUUGAAUGUUUGAUGAUAUAAAUAAAAGUAAUAACUUUACGAAGUGCCUUUAAAAAAGACAACACAUUAUAUGGCUAGACAAUUUUUAUUAAAUUUGAAAAUAGAAGGAACAACAUUCCUCACACAAGUAUUAAUGUACAUGUGUGUCUCUCGUAUCGUCAUUUUCAGUAACGAAACGUGUACUUAGUUGUGUAAGGACUGGAAUCCGAAAUCGUUUAUCAAAUGUUUAGUAAGAGAUGUGUGUAAUUGUGUUUAUGCAAAACUCGGUUAAAUUAUUUUUGACAGAAAAAUGUUGCCUACCGCGAGCUCUUUGCCGGGAUAUUCUUAUUUCAAAAUUUAAGGAGAUAGACUUUACUUCUUUUAUCAACUGUUGAGCAAAUUAUAGACAUGUGUUUUAAAUAACAAACUGACAAUAAAAAAAUAAAUGAAUCUACAUGUAAUCGAAUUUGUCAAAACCAACAAAUUUUGGAAAGCGGUCAUGGAACUUUGUUAAUUGCUAGUAUCUAGAUAUAGGAAGAUGUGGUGUGAGUGCCAUUUAAGAAUAUUUCAAAGUAAUUGAAAUUUUCUUUUAUAACAGAUUGAUCAUAAGCCUUUUGACACUGUUAGGAAAAAGUUAAAUAAAUUACUGUGUAAUGGAAUGUAUUACAGUAACAAUUGUAUAUGCACAGUUAUUACAUCUAUAUUGUUUGUCCUCCAUUUAUUGGUUUUAUGCAUUUUUGCCAUUUCUAAUAUCAUUGUAUCAGUAGUAUUUUUGAAAUAAUUUUGAAUAUUUUCCCAGUUCAUUAUGUAAAUGAAUUUACUUGUAUAACAGAUAACAUAGAAAAUCUGCUUAGUUUUAACAUUACUGUAUAUAUAUAUGCCAUAAUGAUCAACAGACCAUUAAAUCAAUUGAAUAUUUGUUU